UCUCCUGCCCGCUCAGACUGACGAUAGGGUUAACCCGAAGAUGCUAUUCCAGCUCCAGGGUUAAAGGCAGAAGAAUCGAUACACACAGAGACAAAGAAACAGGGACACGGCAGCAGCUCCUGAUUGUGUCUACUCUGUGGUAACUAAUGUAAUUAACUAGCUUCUCCGUUGUAGUUUGCUUAGGGGGGAAGUGGAAAUAUUCAAGACUUCUUUGAAACAAACAAGUUAACGCUAAGUCAAGGCAGAUGUGUAACUGAGCAGAUGUGAUUGCAGCCGUAACUGAGACACAAGUUACACUUUAGCACACGUUUUCUACCCCCUUCUCUGCAGCUUGGCCUGUCUGCUUGUUUGUGUUUUUUCCUGAAGAGGAAAUCUUGUAAAUGUUUAGCAUUUGGCUGCUUUGUUACUUAACGCUUGGAACAAUUCCCGUGUUCACUGUAUCGGGUGGAGGAAACCAGCUGAGUCCGGAGAACAGUUUAAUAUGGGGACCUGGUCUGAGAGCAGAUGUUGUCCUCCCUGCUCGAUAUUUUUAUGUUCAGGCUUUGGACACUGACGGGCAGAGGUUUACUUUCUCUCCAGGAGCAAAUACAUUCCAGGUGAAGAUCACUGCUCCUGAUGAGCAGUUCACUCGGAUAGGAGUGCAGAUAUUAGACAGAAAAGAUGGCUCCUUCAUUGUGAGGUACAGAAUGUAUGCAAGCUACAAAAACCUGAAGAUAGAAAUCAAAGUCGAAGACAAACAUGUUGCCAAGUCUCCGUAUAUUUUAAAAGGCCCUGUUUACCAUGAGAAUUGUGACUGCCCUCGCGAAGACAGCACUGCAUGGCUGGAAGAUAUGAGCUGCCCUCAAGCCAUUCCACAGAUUCAGAGAGACCUAGCACAUUUUCCCACUGUUGAUCCAGAUAAGAUUGCAAAGGAAAUUCCACAACGGUUUGGACAAAGACAGAGCUUGUGUCACUAUACCAUAAAAGAUAACAAGGUUUAUAUAAGGACCCAUGGUGAGCAUGUAGGCUUCAGGAUUUUCAUGGACGCUAUACUACUUUCUUUGACUAGAAAAGUGAAAAUGCCAGAUGUAGAGUUUUUUGUUAAUUUAGGGGAUUGGCCUUUAGAGAAAAAGAAAUCUACUCAGAACCUUCAUCCCAUCUUCUCAUGGUGUGGAUCCACUGAAUCAAAAGACAUUGUGAUGCCAACCUAUGAUUUGACGGACUCAGUUUUAGAAACUAUGGGCCGAGUCAGCCUGGACAUGAUGUCUGUCCAGGCCAAUACUGGGCCACCCUGGGAAGACAAGAAUACUACAGCAAUUUGGAGGGGACGUGACAGCCGCAAAGAGAGGCUUGAACUUGUAAAACUCAGUAGAAAAUAUCCAGAUAUCAUAGAUGCUGCUUUCACAAACUUUUUCUUUUUUAAACACGAUGAAAGCCUUUAUGGUCCCAUUGUGAAGCAUAUUUCAUUUUUUGAUUUUUUCAAGUAUAAAUAUCAAAUUAAUAUUGAUGGCACAGUAGCUGCAUACAGAUUGCCUUACCUGUUAGCAGGAAACAGUGUAGUACUGAAGCAAGACUCCUUCUACUAUGAACAUUUUUAUAAUGAGCUGCAGCCCUGGAAACACUACAUUCCAUUUAAAAAUGACCUGAGUGACCUACUGGAGAAGCUACAGUGGGCAAAAGAUCAUGAUGAAGAGGCAAGGAAUAUUGCAAAAUCGGGGCAAGAAUUUGCAAGAAAUAACCUCAUGGGAGAUCAUGUAUUCUGUUAUUAUUUCAAACUUUUCCAGGAAUACGCCAAUUUACAAGUGAGUGAGCCAAAAAUCAGAGAUGGCAUGGAGAAGGUAGAGCAGCCUGACGAUGACCUGUUUCCAUGUACUUGCCACAGAAAGAAGGCCAAAGAUGAACUCUAACAGGAAGAAAUAAAGUCAUCUUUAGGAAUGUUUACCUAUCUUCAGAAUCUCUUUAAAAGAAAAUAAAAGGAAAAUUAUUUUAUUAACAAUUUCAAUGGACAAUACAAAACAGUGUGCAAUAGUCUGAAUGAGGAAUACCUACUGAUAUUUUCCCUUUUAUCAUCAGUAUCAAUAGUACUUGCUGUUUUGAAAUGUUUUUACAAUUUUUUUUUUAAUAAAGUCACCUUCAUUU
Trachemys scripta elegans is the source of this 2118-nucleotide messenger RNA. It is a transcript of the gene POGLUT2, whose product is annotated as protein O-glucosyltransferase 2. Gene Ontology annotation, cellular component: endomembrane system. The record is from RefSeq and is a predicted model, not a curated record. The coding region runs from base 381 to 1886 and encodes 501 amino acids. Gene Ontology annotation, molecular function: protein binding; glucosyltransferase activity. NCBI's taxonomy places the organism in Eukaryota, Metazoa, Chordata, Testudines, Emydidae. The transcript is spliced from 10 exons.